AGAAGCCAGAGCAUCCCUGGACAAAAGAGGAAACCAUGGAGCUUCCAAUAAGUGACCAUAAAGAGCAGCUUUUUUUGAAGAAGGAGACUGGAGACACAUUGAUGGUGAACCCUACUCUUGUGGAAGAGUACCACAUUGAACCAGAAUCAACCAGGAACCCAGUCAUCUCUCAGGACUUUUAUGAUAUUCAGAACCAGGAUCCUGAACAAAUCCAUCCAACAGACUCUGGAUCAGAGCAAGAUAAAGGACCCAGACAUUAUAACAAAUGUCAGAAAACCAGAGAACAUAAAAACAGUGUUAAUGGUUUAAAACCCAGAAGGAACAAGGAAACCCUCACAGAUAAAAGUUUGUUCUCCUGUACAAUUUGCGGUGAUUCUUUUUCUCAAAAUCGGGACCUGAUUCUGCACUUGAAAAGUCACUGCAGAGAGAAACCUUUCCAAUGUUUGAGAUGUGGAGAAAGCUUUCUAAAAAAAACACAUUUAACAGUUCACAUGAGAACUCAUACAGGUGGCAAGAUUUAUGAAUGUCCGUCCUGUGGGAAAAGCUUCAUCAAUAAGUCUUUUCUUGAUGGACACAUCAGAGUUCACACAGGUGAGAAGCCUUUCUGCUGUAGAAUCUGUGAGAGAAAUUUUACCACAAAAAGUCAGUUGACUUCUCACAUGACAACUCACUCGGAUCAAAGGCCGUUUUCCUGUAAGACCUGCGGGAAAAUGUUCAAAAGAAAAGAUGUUUUGAAAGAACACAUGAGAACUCACACAGGGCAGAAGAUGUAUGAAUGUCAGUCCUGUGGAAAGAGCUUCAAUAUUAAAUUCAAUCUUGAUGCACACAACAGAAUUCACACAGGUGAGAAACCAUUCUCUUGUGCAACUUGUGGCAAAAAUUUUGCACAAAAGAGUCAGUUAACUUCUCACAUGACAACUCACUCAGAUGAAAGGCCAUUUUCCUGUAAAAGCUGUGGAAAAACAUUCAAAAGAAGAGCUUUAUUGAAUAGCCACAUGAAAACUCACACAGGGGAGAAGUCUUUUAAACGUAGGGGCAGAAGGUAACAAACAGAAGUUGACUGUAAUUUAUUUUAUUUUUUUGUCACCCCUUCAGUGUAAUCUUAAUUUUUCAUUGAUACUGACUUAAAAAAAAAAUUACAAACACUUAGGGCAGUGUUUGUAAUCUAACCUUUUCCAGCUCAAGACCAUGGUCUCGGAUUUGGAGGAUUGCAGCAUUUAACAGUUCUCAUUAAAUCUAAGGGCAACAUUACUGCAGACCUAGCCACACCCACUGUCAAUCAAUCAGCUAAUGAGGUCUUAUCGUCAAAUUCUGAGGAAGUACUUCCUCAGAAAUUUAAGUUAUGCUUAAAUAAUACACUAAUUAUUUAGACCAAACCAUAGAGUUAAAUGUACUUGAACAACAACACAAUACCUUAACACAUUUAAAUUAACAGAGCUAAAUAAACAGAAUAUUUAAUUAGUUUUAACAUUUGGAUUUACAGUGCUUUAUUCAAAGACUGGCUUUAUCAGGUAAUGGAGAAUAAUCU
Molecule: messenger RNA, 1528 nt
Organism: Cyprinodon variegatus (sheepshead minnow)
Lineage: Eukaryota; Metazoa; Chordata; Actinopteri; Cyprinodontiformes; Cyprinodontidae
Product: gastrula zinc finger protein XlCGF8.2DB-like
Exons: 1
Coding region: 36-1046 (336 amino acids)
Biological process (GO): negative regulation of transcription by RNA polymerase II
Molecular function (GO): DNA-binding transcription repressor activity, RNA polymerase II-specific
Source: RefSeq, a predicted model, not a curated record